GUACGCAAUCCGCUUCCGAGCAUCAUAUUUAUAUGCCGCUCUUGGCUUAACCGAAGGACCGACGCAUUCGCUUUCCUCACUUGACUCUUGACUCUGCAAACAUUUGUAGAAGUUCUUUCAUCUGGAAUUCGAUCUUUCGUUUCAUUCACUGUCUAGGAAUCCAUGGAUGGGAAUAAUUGGAGACCUGCUGCUCAAGAGGAAUCCAACGGCAUGGACGGUGGCGAUUGGCGGGCCCUUUUAUCCCCUGAUUCUCGACAGAAGAUCGUCAAUAAGAUAAUGGAAACUUUAAAGAAGCACUUACCGGUAUCUGUACCUGAGGGAUUAGUUGAGCUUCAAAAAAUUGCUGUAAGAUUUGAGGAGAAGAUUUAUACUGCUGCCAUGAGCCAGUCAGAUUAUCUGCGGAAAAUAGCUAUGAAGCUGCUUACAAUGGAGAUUAAAUCUCAGCCUGCUGGUGCAAUUAAUUCCUUGCCAUCAAAUUCUGCUGGUGGGAACCAAAAUCCCUCAGAUCCAGCACUGCACGGUAUGCAAUCACAAGUUCACAGCCCAGGUCAGCCAUUAUCAAUGCCCUUGGCCAACCAGUCUCAAUUACAAGAGCUGCUUUUACCCCAGAACCUACCAACUACUACAAUACAAAGUUCCGCAAGCUUGCCACCUGCUCUGUCAUCAAUAACGGGAAUAACUCGGAAUGCCAUAUCCAACAUCGUCGGCCAGGACUCCAACUUGCAAAACAUAUCUGGAAUUUCGCAGAAUUCUGUAAGUAAUUCAAUGGGUCAGGGAGUACAAUCAAAUAUAUUUACCAUUUCACAGAGGCAGAUGCAAGGAAGACCACAACAGGUUGUCUCCCUACAGCAGCAGCAGCAGCAGCAGUUAAUUUACCAGCAGCAGCUUCAGCAGCAGCUUUUGAAGCAGAAGAUGCAGCGGGGAAAUAUUCAGUCCAAUCUCUUGCCAUCAGACAUGCAGCAACAACAGCCCCUUUUGGAGCCAAACCAAAUGCAGCUCUCCCAAUUGCCCCUAAUGCAAAUAUCUUCUUCUGGUCUCACUUCAAGCCAGCCUACUCAGCAGACCCAACCUUCUUUAAUGCAGUCAACUCAGCCUGGCCUUCGACAGAAUCAACAGCCUGGACCAUCUGUACUGCAGCAACAGUCAGUCCUUGGGCAACAACAGCAAACACCAGUUUCUCAGCAGCCAAUCUUACCUUCACAGCAGCAGCAACAGCUGACAGGGCAGCAACCAAGUUCAGGAAACAUGCAACAGAAUCAACUUCUUGGGCAGCAAAACAGCAUCUCAGACAUAUCGCAGCAGCAGAAACCGAGGCUUCUUGGCCAGCAGAAUAAUCUUUCUAAUAUGCAGCAGCUGAAUUCAUUACAACAGGAAAUGCAGCAAAGGAUGCAAACACCAGGUUCCUUGCUUCCACCUCAGAAUGCAAUCGAGCAGCGGAAGCAAACUUUUCAGUCACAAAGAGGGCUUCCAGAAGCCCCAUCAUCAUCAAUGGACUCCACAGCACAGACAGGGCAUACAGAUGUUGUUGAUUGGCAAGAAGAGAUCUAUCAGAAGAUUAAAUCCAUGAAGGAACUGUACUUCCCGGAACUGAAUGAAAUGUACCAGAAGAUCAACCUGAAAUUCCAGCAGAAUGAUGCACUCCUCCAACAGCCGGAGCAGCAAGAGCAAUUCGAGAGACUCAGAUAUUUUAAGAACCUAUUAGAGCGCAUGAUAACAUUCUUACAGUUGCCCAAAAGUAAUAUUCCAAUUGGUUUCAAGGAUAAGCUGCCCCAAUAUGAGAAACAAAUCAUUGGUAUUCUCAGUUCUCACAGGCUAAAAAAACCUGGCAUGCCACAGCAGCAAGGGCAGCAACAACCACUCCAGCAGCCUGGUGGUCAAUCACACUCGAUGACGCAGCAGCUGCAAUCUCAUAUCCCACAGUUGCAGCAGCAUGACAACCAUGUCAACCAGAUGCAGCCAAUGAACUUACAGCCUUCUAUGACAUCGUUGCAGCCAGGUGCUGUGACAGGUUUGCAGCAUGGAUCCAUGCCUUUAUGUACACAUUUGGGGGUUCCUGCAACAGAGCAGAGCAUGAUAAAUGCUCUUCAGCUCAGUUCAAAUCUGGAUUCGACGUCACGGAAUGCGAUGAGUGGCAUGGUGGGGUACCUACAGCAGAACACUGUCAAUGCAGCCCAACAGGCUAACAUCAACACAUUAUCGCAGAGUGGUCCAAGUGCUUUGCAGCCUAAUAUGAAUCUCCUUCAAAAAAAUUCUAAUAUGAUCCAGCAACAGCACCUGAAAAAGGAACAGCUGAUGCAAACACUACAAUUAAAGCAACAACAGUGGAAGCAACAGAUGCACCAACAGUUAAUGCAGCAGCUAAAGAUGGGAGCUCCUUUUCCUAUAUCUUCACCUCAAAAUUUUCAAGCCCAAUCGCCUCAAUUUUUUCAGCAUUCUUCUCCACAGAUUGACCAGCGGACUUUGCUAGCAUCCAUUCCGAAGUCUGCAACACCUAUACAAUCUGCAAACUCACCCUUCAUCAUUCCUCCUUCCACGCCCUUAACCCCAUCUCCUUUACAAGGGGACCCUGAGAAACAGCAGUCUUCUGGUAUUUCAUCGAACUUGAAUGCUGGAAAUAUGGGACAUCAACAAACUGCCAUUGGCCUAAUCCAAGCUCAAUCCCUUGCAAUCGGUACACCUGGCAUCUCAACAUCCCCCUUGCUCGCUGAGUUCAGCAGCCCGGAUGGCAAUCAAGGCAGUGCACCCAUGGCUUUAUCUGGCAUGUCAAGCACAACAGAGCGGCCACUGGAGGGUUUAUUUAAAGCGGAUGGAAUGGCACCCUAUUACGUUGUUUACCGUGGGAGGGUUCCGGAGAUUUAUGCAUCGAGGCCUUUAUGCCAGGAUCAAGUUCAUCAAUUCGGUGGUUCCAGCUUCCAUGGGUUUUCAUCACUAGAUGAAGCUAUUGAGGCUUGGUGUGACUUCACCGGCAAGCGUUCACCAUUGACAGUUGAGCCGCCUACUCAACAUCAUCCGCAAGCAGUUCUGUCCAGUAACAACUCUGACCGGAAUACGAAUCAACCCUUUGUUUGUGCUGAGACAUACCUUGUACCACAGGAGAUUUCCACGGCCCCAUUUGGUGGUUUGGAUUUUCCGGCCGUUAAUGUACUGGAGCAGACUGUUGGGACGGUGUCUCACCGCCGUCCGUAUAAUCGCAAUGUGAGUCUGAUGUUUGUAGUGCUGGUAGGAGUCGCACUCCUUUUGGUGUCCAUAUACAUGAUUGUCGACAGCUAGUGGGCAUGUGUCGGAUCCAAGUUUUUUUAGUGAGCUUCUUCUGGGGGUCCCUCCACUCCAUCCUUUGGAAGACUAUAUGGGGGAGAUCGUUUUUUAAAGUAUUCUGAUAGGGGUUGCAGGUGAGUAAAAGGUGUAGAUGUUUUUAAUUUUUUGGACAAAUUGACAUGGGUAUGCUAGCUUUCAGAUCCAUCUCAAGUAGAUGCAUCAAAUUGGGAUGGAGCAUAGGAAAUGGAAAACAAUAUGUGAUGAUGUGGCCCACUUUUUUUUCUUUUUU
This is a messenger RNA of Magnolia sinica, 3544 nucleotides long. Its product is annotated as mediator of RNA polymerase II transcription subunit 15a-like. NCBI's taxonomy places the organism in Eukaryota, Viridiplantae, Streptophyta, Magnoliopsida, Magnoliales, Magnoliaceae. Gene Ontology annotation, molecular function: transcription coactivator activity; chromatin DNA binding. Gene Ontology annotation, biological process: regulation of DNA-templated transcription. The coding region runs from base 163 to 3270 and encodes 1035 amino acids. The transcript is spliced from 9 exons. The record is from RefSeq and is a predicted model, not a curated record.